UUCUUUAAUCUUUUUUCUCUCUCUUCCCCGCACUCUCUCUCCCUCGGAUGAUUUCUUCCCUUCUCUCUCUCCAGCGGAACCUCCAGCUCACCCCCCUGUAUCUCUCUUCGACCACCACUCUCUCUCUCACCUAGGGCACGAUUACACUCUCUAUCUGGGGAAGGCGACAACUCUCAAUCGUUCUCGAUCAAUCUCACAGAUCUCUUUCAAUCGCGCGGUCUUCUAAUUUUUGGUUGGGGCCUGAGUAAUGGACAACAUUGUAGACGCAUUAAACAAUGCAUAUCAGGAGUUUGUUGCCGCUGCAGCUGGUGUUCUUGAAGCCAAGGAGAGUUCUGGGGGUCAGAAAACAGCAGCUACAGAUGCUGCUCUUGAGAACUUCAAGCAACGGUGGGAACUCUUCCGAGUUUCUUGUGAUCAAGCAGAGGAGUUCGUGGAAUCUGUGAAGCAGAGGAUAGGAUCGGAAUGCCUAGUGGAUGAGGCAACUGGCUCAGUGGCUGGGAAACCAGGGCAGGCUGUCUCCACUGGUCUUCCGCCAAUUAGUGCAGUUCGGUUGGAACAGAUGAGUAAAGCUGUCAGAUUGUUAGUGAUUGAACUGCAACAGGGUUCUGGAGCUGCGGGUGGAUCAUCACAAUCCCACCCGCAGGCUCCAUUUGAUGCUAGAUUCUCUGAAGAUGCGGUUCAAUAGGUGCAGACCGGUUUGGUACGUGGAAAAGCACAUGAUUUAUUUUUGGCAUGACUCAUGAGUGAUCAUGUAGCAAGAAUGGCCAUGUAAUAGAGAUGAAAUUUUAUUAGUCGAUAUUGAUUUAUUGUAGGUUUAAUUAUAAUGAAUUAUAUUUUAGUUGGUAAUAUUUUUUGGCAUGACUAAUGAGUUUUGAAUGUUAAA
Cornus florida is the source of this 883-nucleotide messenger RNA. Its product is annotated as mediator of RNA polymerase II transcription subunit 32. Gene Ontology annotation, biological process: root development; leaf senescence; regulation of DNA-templated transcription. The transcript has 3 exons. Gene Ontology annotation, cellular component: mediator complex. Bases 248 to 685 code for a protein of 145 amino acids. NCBI's taxonomy places the organism in Eukaryota, Viridiplantae, Streptophyta, Magnoliopsida, Cornales, Cornaceae. The record is from RefSeq and is a predicted model, not a curated record.